GGGGGCGUGGCCCAGUCGGGGUGUCCCGGGAGCAGCACGUGGAGGCUGCCGGUGUCCGUCUGCUCGUGCCGGGGGGUGGGAGUCGCGCGCGCGCCGCCGCCAUGCAAGAGCCGGAGCAGCCCGACGGGGGGGCCUCGGGCGAGCCCGAGUGGAACAUCCCGCCCAACGCGCCCGCCUGCAUGGAGCGCCACCUGGACGGGGCCCACUACCGCCCAGAUGGAGCUCUUCUCCUGGGUGCUUCUAGCUUGAGUGGACGUUGUUGGGUGGGUUCCAUUUGGGUAUUUAAGGAUCCAGAACGGGCCCCUAAUGAAGGCUUUUGCUCUGCUGGGGUUCAGACGGAAGCAGGCGUAGCGGAUCUGAAAUGGGUAGCGGAUAAAGGAAUACUAGUGGCCUCAGAUUCUGGUGCUGUGGAGCUCUGGGAGUUGGAUGAGAACGAAACUCUAAUAGUGAACAAGUUUUGUAAAUAUGAGCAUGACGACAUUGUGACAACAGUGAGCGUUUUCACUAACGCCACUCAGGCGGUUAGUGGCAGCAAAGACUUCUGCGUGAAGGUUUGGGACAUCCCACAGCAAACAGUGCUGCACUCUUACAGAGCUCAUUCCAGCCCAGUGACAUGUGUGGCCUCUUGUCCUGGUAAGGAUACCGUGUUCCUGUCCUGUGCUGAGGAUGACAGAAUUUUACUGUGGGAUACCAGAUGCCCCAAACCAGCUACUCGAAUCGUUUGCAGUGCCUCUGCUUACCUCCCUACCUCAGUUAUGUGGCAUCCAGAGCAAAGUGACACAUUUGUUUUGGGUGAUGAAAACGGGACAGUUGCUCUUGUAGACACGAAGAACCCAGACUCCGCUCUAAGUUCAGUAGUGCACUCCCAAACCAUCACUGGGUUUGCAUUUUCUACACACAGUUCGCCCCUUCUGGCUUCAAUUAGUGAAGACUGCUCAGUAGCUGUUCUUGACUCUAGCCUUUCAGAGGUUUUCAGAAGUCGCUCUCAUCGAGACUUUGUGAGAGGCCUAUCGUGGUCUCCCUUGAACAAGGCCUUGCUCUCUACAGUUGGAUGGGACCAUCAAGUUUUACACCACACAGUUCCAACACAGACUACUGAAGCUGCUGGGAGCAACAGUGUACAUGACUAGUUUUAUAAACUCACUGGUCCAGAUUUAUCCCCGGUAUAACUCCACGUGUUAUGCACCAGGGAUGUCUAUGGCCCAUUGCCUGUCUCAGAACUUAUGGCUUGCAACCAAGAAGGCAGGUCCUGUAGCAACUUUGCAUUAGGCACGAGCUAAUUACAAAAACAGCCCCUUGAUGUAGAGUCCAGAUUCACCUGUGAUAAAGCUUUAACAUGUUGCACCAGAGAAUUCUGAUUUCAGGCACAAGGAAUUGCAGGGAAGUGGGCAAUUAGGUAAAAAUAAAUAAAUAAAACCAUAAAGGGUUUGGCUUUUAUUCUUCUUGGCAUAUCAAACCACUUACAGAAGUAGCAGAAUAGAAUUCUCCUGCCAGUUAAAAAGUUUGGCAGUCUUGUGGGGGCCUUGCCUGAGUUGGGAUUAUGGAACAAUGAGAUUAAGAGCAAUGUAAAUUAACCCUGACAGAUGAACAGGAAACCUUGGUUCAAUAUUUAUAGCACAGAAAGGCUCCACCAUUACUGUCAUUCAUGCAACCUCCAGUGCAGUUAAGGAUGCUCUAUCUUCCCUCUGAGUGUGUGAAUCCCAUAUGCAGGCACAGAAUCUGCUAGUCUAUACUUCUGUCCUGUGAAUGGACAUCUGAACGUUCAGAUAGUCAAUAAGAGAGAAGAUGGAGAUCUGUGCUGUUCAGCAGGAAUGCCAAGCGCAGCUCCCACAGUUGUCCAGUGCAGCCUUUGAGUGCUUUCAUGGUGAAGUAUUAUCUAGGGAGAACUAUGAUCUGGGCUCUCCAGGAUGCGUGUCUAUAUCAAAGAUGUUUGUAGUUUAGUUGGCUGCAUUAUAUUUGACACUAAGGGCAUGUCUACACCCUCCGGAGCGAUCAAUCCAGCAGGGGUCGAUUUAUUGCGUCUAAUGAAGACGCGAU
Terrapene triunguis (Three-toed box turtle) is the source of this 2037-nucleotide messenger RNA. It is a transcript of the gene WDR77, whose product is annotated as WD repeat domain 77. The record is from RefSeq and is a predicted model, not a curated record. NCBI's taxonomy places the organism in Eukaryota, Metazoa, Chordata, Testudines, Emydidae. Gene Ontology annotation, molecular function: protein binding. The transcript is spliced from 10 exons. Gene Ontology annotation, cellular component: methylosome. Gene Ontology annotation, biological process: oocyte axis specification. The coding region runs from base 102 to 1130 and encodes 342 amino acids.